AUGUCUCCUGAUCCGACGAAGAUACAAGCCAUGGUUCAAUGGCCUACUCUAACCUGCGUUAAAGGGUUACGUGGUUUCUUGGGGCUCACUGGAUUUUACCGGAAGUUUGUUCAAAACUAUGCUGCCAUUGAUUUGCCUCUCAUGGAUUUACUCAAGAAGGGCAAUUUUCAAUGGUCUCCAGCGGCUAAAUCAGCCUUUGACGCUUUGAAAUCAGCCAUGACGAGUACCUCUGUUCUCGCGCUCCCAGAAUUUUCUAAAUCAUUCUACAUCCAGAUGGACGCAUCGGGUUCGGCCAUGGGGGCCGUUCUACUUCAGGAGAAUCAUCCAAUAGCUUUUUAUAGCAAGUUUCUUGUUGAUCUGAAAGAAGCGACCUCCACCUUCAAGAAUGGAGUGGCUCCUCAGUUCAGAAGUGGCAGCGAAAUGGAGAAUGGAUGGAGAUAUUCUGGUGCUUUCAAGGUGUUCGAUGAAAUGUCUGGCAGAAUUUUGGAUGUGGUGCGAA
Messenger RNA from Vigna umbellata (rice bean), 499 nucleotides. Lineage: Eukaryota; Viridiplantae; Streptophyta; Magnoliopsida; Fabales; Fabaceae. The record is from RefSeq and is a predicted model, not a curated record.